Messenger RNA from Triplophysa rosa, 2096 nucleotides. RefSeq names its product polymerase (DNA directed), eta (gene polh). The record is from RefSeq and is a predicted model, not a curated record. Gene Ontology annotation, molecular function: DNA-directed DNA polymerase activity; damaged DNA binding. NCBI's taxonomy places the organism in Eukaryota, Metazoa, Chordata, Actinopteri, Cypriniformes, Nemacheilidae. Gene Ontology annotation, biological process: response to radiation; error-prone translesion synthesis. The coding region runs from base 85 to 2094 and encodes 669 amino acids. Gene Ontology annotation, cellular component: nucleus; replication fork; site of double-strand break. The transcript is spliced from 10 exons.
GAGAAAGAAGAAGAGCACACGACUCCCAGCGCGCGGAAGGGACACACACUUUUGUUGUUUAAUGAUCGGUGAGGUUUUUUGGUGAUGGACUUCGGUAAGGAGAGGGUGGUCGCACUGGUGGACAUGGAUUGCUUUUAUGUACAAGUGGAGCAGAGGAUCAAUCCCGAGCUGAAGAACAAACCCUGCGUUGUAGCUCAAUACAAGACGUGGAAAGGAGGAGGUAUUAUUGCAGUGAGUUAUGAAGCCAGGGCUCAUGGGGUCACCAGGAACAUGUGGGCAGAUGAUGCCAAGAAGCUGUGCCCUGAUCUGCAGGUGGCACGGGUCAGAGAGUCACAUGGGAAGGCGGAUCUUACCCAUUAUAGGGAGGCCAGCGUGGAGGUGAUCGAGGUGAUGUCACGCUUUGCUGUCAUUGAGAGAGCGAGUAUUGACGAGGCGUACAUGGACCUCACUGCAAGCGUACAGCAGAGGCUUAAAGAUAUGACCGCCCAGGACAUUAAACCUGAUCAUCUGAAGAGCACCUACAUACAGGGCUUUCCACAAAACACCGACCAGGAGUCACACAGCGAGAAUGCAGUGUUAGAUAAAGAAGAACAGCGUGCCAGAGGACUGAAGCAGUGGCUGGACUCUCUGUCUCAGGUGAACGGUGCGGAGCUGCAUUUGGCCGUGGGUGCUCUUUUAGUGGGGGAGAUGAGGGCCGCUGUGGAGAAACACACUGGAUUUCGCUGCUCUGCUGGAAUCUCCCACAAUAAGGUGUUGGCCAAACUCGCAUGUGGUUUGAAUAAACCCAACCGCCAAACAGUUCUGCCACUCGGAUCUGUACCCCAACUGUUCAGCUCACUUCCCAUCUGUAAAAUUCGUAAUCUUGGAGGAAAACUGGGAACGUCUGUUGCUGAAACUCUGGGGGUGGAAAACAUGGGAGAGCUCACUCAGUUCGCCAAAGCCCAACUGGAACUGCACUUUGGAGAGAAGACGGGGCCGUGGCUGUAUGACUUGUGCAGAGGAAUAGAGUUUGAGGCUGUAAAACCUCGACAGCUCCCAAAAUCCAUUGGCUGCAGUAAGAACUUUGCAGGAAUAACAUGUUUGGCUACAAAAGAAAAGGUGCAGUAUUGGCUUCAUCAGUUGGCUCUUGAAUUAGAGGAAAGACUGAACAAAGACAGAGAAAUGAACGGAAGAGUGGCCAAACAGCUGACUGUGGGGGUCCGGCAGGCCGGAGAUAAAAGACCCUACAGUUUUUCUCGCUGCUGUGCUCUUGCAAGAUACGAUGCAGCGAAAAUCACUGUGGACAGCUUUGCUAUCAUCAAGAGUCUUAAUGCUGCAGGAAAUCACCAGGAAGCGUGGUCACCUGCAUUGACUUGUCUUCAUCUGUCAGCCAGUAAGUUCAGUGAUGCACCAUCAUCCUCAUCAGGAGCAAUAACAAACUUCCUCUCCAGUGAUGCACCUUCAACACAAUCCCUUCGGGCCUCUACACAGACCCCCACCGUACACAAAACACAGCCCGCUCCCGGGGUCAUCGAAUCUCUGUUCCACAAAGCGGCUAAAAAGAAAAAAAGCCAAGUGGAGGAAGCUUGUAAAGAUGAACCUACAUUUUUGUCCCCCACCCCUGUGGAAAACAUACCCACAGCUACUCCUCGAACAAACACAGGCGGUUCGAGUGCUGGUAUCUCAUCCUUCUUCCAAAAAAAGAGCCAGCUCUCUGAUGCCAGCACUUCAAUCCCGACUCGAGAUGAGACAAACUCGGGUCAGGUUGAGACACCUGAACAGAGCUCCCGCAGUGGUACUAGUGACUCUGGCCCAUCCGAUUACCCAUCAUGCACUGCAGACGCCGCUGUAUCCAGUGAGGAUUUUCACACGUGCGAGCGUUGUGGACAGAAGGUGUUGGUCUGGGAUGUACCUGAACACACAGACUACCAUUUUGCUCUGGAUUUGCAGAAAUCACUCUCUUCCUCGACCUCUGGCGACAGCCACGUUGGAGCCAGAACACCUCAGACAUCCCGUGGGAAGAGCAGAAUGAAGAUUCAGGGUGGACCGGUUGCUAAAAGAGCCAGAGCUCAAGGAGGCACUGCUACGCUGGAUUCCUUCUUCAGAAAGAUGUAGUG